AUGUGCAGAAUCACGCAGGAUGUUGAAUACUGCAUCAACUGCGGCAGGACGAUACUCUACCGCGACAAUUUCGAACCUGGUGCAGAGGCACACUCUACCGACACAUCGAUGAGACCUACGUUCAGUCUUGCCAUAGAUGUCAUCCACACUCUCAUCCUUACGCGGACGACUACGAGCGGUCUCUCAGAUUUCCCGCAGAGAUAUCUCCACCCCGACAAACACUCGCUCGACAUGUCAACCGGCUGCCAUCUCCCCCUCCCGCUUAUCAUAGUACAGCAACUUCGCAGCGCAUCUCUCAGCCUCCACCGCAGUACAGCCCGCCGCGCCGCAACCUGA
Colletotrichum siamense is the source of this 336-nucleotide messenger RNA. RefSeq lists its product as uncharacterized. The transcript is spliced from 3 exons. The record is from RefSeq and is a predicted model, not a curated record. Lineage: Eukaryota; Fungi; Ascomycota; Sordariomycetes; Glomerellales; Glomerellaceae. The coding region runs from base 1 to 336 and encodes 111 amino acids.